This is a messenger RNA of Camellia sinensis, 845 nucleotides long. RefSeq names its product protamine P1 family protein. The record is from RefSeq and is a predicted model, not a curated record. NCBI's taxonomy places the organism in Eukaryota, Viridiplantae, Streptophyta, Magnoliopsida, Ericales, Theaceae.
GCUCCAACAGAGCUCCCUGUUCCUGUUUGUGGCUCCGAAACACUCUGUUCUCUCACCAUUUCCUCAAAAAACUCCAACCCAAAUCGUUUCGUCCUUUUCGGAAGAAAUGGGAUUUGGUUUUCCGAUUUGGGUGUUGCAGAACUGGCGAAAUCGGAGACCAAUCGAAUCAAAAAAGUAAGAACAUAGAAGACGAAAGUGAUGAUGAAGACGAAUUGGAAACUCAUGUAAAAGUAGCAGCUCUCAAUUCAUCUUCGCCGCCCAAAAACGCAUUGUUGUUGACUAGAUGUAGAUCUGCACCGUACAGAUCUUCGUCGCUAGCGAGCCAAUUUUGGGGUUCGCCAUUGGAGGCAGCAUCGGAAACAGAGGAAGGUUGUGAAGAAGACAGAGCACUGCAGCACCUGCAGCAGAUGGAAAACAGAGAGGAAUCGGAGAGUGAAGUGAAUUGUGGAGAAUCAGAAGGAAAAUUGAGAUUUUCUCGGGAAAAUGAAGGGUCAAUCAAUGGGAAAUUCAAAGAAGAAAGUGAUAUUGGGGAAGUGGAAACAGGAGGAGCUGUGAUACUGCUGAGAAGGUGCAAAUCGGAACCAGCGAGAAGAGGAGAGAGGCUCAAUCUGGAGGCCAGCUUCUGGAGACACAGAAGGUUGGGUUUUGCUGAGCCUUGUUCACCAUAUGCUUGUGAUAAAUUAAUUAAUUAAUUAAUUGAUUGAUAUUAUUAUUAUUUUUUUUUGGGUUAAUGUUAUGUUUUGGUGACACCAAUAUAUUGAUAUAAAACAUACAUGUGACGCAUUAAUUCAAUCCAUGGAUAUACCACACAUGAUAAUGGCCAUAUAUUUGGUAUAAUUUAUUAA